AUGGCAGUACCACAACAAUUCAAGUGCUACAUUGGCGAAGAGCGUCUCGCAAAGCUCCAAAAGAGACUGGAACUUACCGAGCUUCCCAGUGAAUUGGAGGGAGUAGAGCCAUGGACACGAGGGACGCCAUUGUCGGAGAUCCAUCGUCUGCAUGAAUAUUGGAUGCGUGGUUUCGACUGGCGCAAAGCUGGGAGAGAUAUCAACCUAUAUCCGCAAUUCAUUAGUGAGAUAGAGGUUGAAGGGUUCGGUGCCCAGUCGGUCCAUUUCAUGCAUGUCAAGAGCAACAACGAGCACGCCAUCCCUUUGUUAUUCGUCCAUGGAUGGCGUGGGAGCUUCCACGAGGCUUCGAAGAUUGUUCCUCUCCUGACGGUGGUCUCGAACGACUUCCCCUCCUUUCAUGUGGUGGCGCCCAGCCUGCCUUCAUUCGGUUUCUCCGGCUCGGUCCAAAAGAAAGGAUUCCACAGCGGGAAGCAUGCAGAAGCACUACAUAAACUAAUGCUGUCUCUGGGAUACACCCAAUACGUGACUCAGGGAGGUGAUGUGGGCCACUCGGUAACGCGAAUGAUAGCGUACAGUUAUCCCGAACACUGCAAAGCUCACCAUCUGAACAUGGUUGUCGCCUCUCAACCGAGCGAGGAUCAGUUUCCGCAACUGGUGGAGAAGAUCAAAAAAACAUCAAUUUCGGAGCAGGAGCAGAUGGGCCUCGAUCGCUCUCAGAAGUUCUUCAGCGAAGGAAUGGCUUACGCUCUGAUGCAUGCGCAGCGCCCCCAGACUAUAGCUUACAGCAUGGUCGAUAGCCCUAUCGGCCUUCUUGCAUGGAUCUACGAGAAACUACAUGCUUGGACGGACGCAUAUCCCUGGACCGAUGACGAGAUUUUGACGUGGGUUUGCACUUAUUAUUUCUCGACCGCUGGACCUCAUGCACCCGCGCAAUGGUAUCACGAAAACUACUACUCCGAGUGCGUAAGUACCGUGACAAAGUACAUCGAUGUCAAGCUCGGUGUAUCCAGGUUCCCACUUGAGAUCGUGCAGAUGCCGCGGCUGUGGGCGCACACAUUGGGCCCGAUAGUGUUUGAGCGGAAUUAUGACGCCGGUGGUCAUUUUGCGGCUUGGGAAAGGCCACAGGCUUUGGUCGACGACUUGAGGGAGAUGUUCGGAAAGAACGGAGGAGCCUUUGGAUGCGUGGUUGGCAAGAGUGGAUACAAGACAGGAUGA
This is a messenger RNA of Fonsecaea pedrosoi CBS 271.37, 1215 nucleotides long. RefSeq lists its product as uncharacterized. The coding region runs from base 1 to 1215 and encodes 404 amino acids. The transcript is spliced from 3 exons. NCBI's taxonomy places the organism in Eukaryota, Fungi, Ascomycota, Eurotiomycetes, Chaetothyriales, Herpotrichiellaceae. The record is from RefSeq and is a predicted model, not a curated record. Gene Ontology annotation, biological process: epoxide metabolic process. Gene Ontology annotation, molecular function: epoxide hydrolase activity.